AAAACAAGAAAAAUGCGAUAAAUAUAUAUAAUCAAAGAGGUAGAGAGAACACGAUAAGAGCGUGAGAACCGCCGCAUCCGAUAUUUUCUUUCUUCUGCCUCUUUCUUUGUCGUUUAGCCGCAAUCGCAACCCACAGAACCAAUGAGCUUUUAUCUAUUACACAUCUAUAAAUGUAAUCACAAGAUCUCUGUCCAAAUAGCUUCUAAUUUCACAAAUCCAUACGAGUAACAACGCAACCCAUAAGUUAUAUCUCUGGCAAAAAAAUUUUGAAGAGUUUUACAGUGGAAGACGAUUCAUUCUCUCUCUUGCUGGUCAUCAAUGGCGUCAAGGAAGCUUUUUUAUGGCAGGCCGGGUUAUAUUUAUCCAUACCCAGAAACAGAAACUUCCCAAAACGACCAGGAUCUCUUCGAAUUCGACGAAUCCGAUAUCUAUGACCAAGAUGAACGCCUGCCCACUUCGUUCGACGCCAAAAACUCGAUACCCAUUUCCCGAUUGUCGCGAAAACCGGCGAAAACCUCCGAUUCCGCCGCUUCUCACCGGAAAACCAAACCCGCCGCCGGUUCGCUCCCGGUUAACGUCCCUGACUGGUCAAAGAUUCUGAAGAGCGAAUACAAAUGCCGAUGCAAGAGAGACAGCGACGACGACGACGACGGCGGCGGAUGGGAGAGAACUCCGCCGCACGAGUAUUUGGCGCGGCGGAGGGGAUGGUCGUUCUCGGUUCACGAAGGAAAUGGUCGGACGCUGAAGGGAAGAGAUCUAUGGAGGUUGAGGAACGCCAUCUGGGAGAAGACUGGGUUUCAGGACUAACCUUAUUCACUUAACUAUGAUUAUGGUUAUGAUUAAUAGUUAAUUAAGACAUAAUCACGGGUACGGUAUAUUAUUUAGUAUAAUAUGAUUUAAUUUUUGGAGUGAGGCUAAUCACGGAUUUUGUGGAGCUAAGAUUUUUGCGGAUUAGAAUUGGGGUUUGCUUUUUUUGUGAUCUUUGUUAUUUCUCUUUUAUUGUUUUUUUUUAAUAUAUGAUUUCAUAGAAAGUAUUAAUUCUCAUU
Molecule: messenger RNA, 1046 nt
Organism: Tarenaya hassleriana
Lineage: Eukaryota; Viridiplantae; Streptophyta; Magnoliopsida; Brassicales; Cleomaceae
Exons: 1
Coding region: 319-807 (162 amino acids)
Source: RefSeq, a predicted model, not a curated record